Spodoptera frugiperda (fall armyworm) is the source of this 2170-nucleotide messenger RNA. RefSeq names its product homeobox protein GBX-2 (gene unpg). The transcript has 3 exons. Gene Ontology annotation, molecular function: RNA polymerase II transcription regulatory region sequence-specific DNA binding; DNA-binding transcription factor activity, RNA polymerase II-specific. Lineage: Eukaryota; Metazoa; Arthropoda; Insecta; Lepidoptera; Noctuidae. Bases 343 to 1299 code for a protein of 318 amino acids. Gene Ontology annotation, biological process: regulation of nervous system development; regulation of transcription by RNA polymerase II. The record is from RefSeq and is a predicted model, not a curated record. Gene Ontology annotation, cellular component: nucleus.
CGUGUCGUGCUACGCUAGUUUAUAUUGUGAUUUGUAAAAAAAAUAUAUUUAGAAAACGGACAAUUGGUUAUAGUUGCUAAAAAAUACAAAUAAGUAAUUUUAUAGUGAUGACAAUGAACUUGAAUUGAAAUUAAAACGAUAAUAGACAUGUAACUAAAAAGUUAUAAGUGAUAUUUUUGUCAAAUUCACACCUUUAUUUAAAGUGAAAAGCCUAAAAAUCCAAUUGGAACUGACCGUAUUUUAACCAAAAUAAAAAUGCAACGAAAUAAAGGCUGUUAGCUUGUGAUUUUUCAAAUAAAAAAAAGUGUCUGAAAUAAAAAGGUUUAGUGUUAAUCGUAAAAAAUGGAGUCAAAAGUCGAAAUAAGUGAGACACAAACUCAGAAAAAGGUACCGAAGCCAUUUUCCAUAGAAUCUCUGAUUGGAGAUCGGAAAUCACCUGAAAUAGACAUAGAGAAUAAUAUCUCAGAAAGUUCUCGAAAUUCAGAAGACGAGGAAAACGAACGAUUGGAAGGAUUUAAUCAGAUGAGAUAUUACGCGCCAUUUUUACAACAAAAUGGAUUCCCGUUUCUACUAGGGUAUCCAGAACCGUGGCUGUCAAGAGUGCUUGGGUCCGUACCGGCGCCAGUGAGGGAAAAUCGUGAAGAGGAGAAGAGGGAGAGUCCUGUGAGUGUCGGGAGUGAGGCUGAGAGUGAUGGCGGAGAGGAAACUAACCAAGGAAACGACUCGGAGCCUGACCCGGAAGACUCGACAGACACAGCGAGAGAGAACAAGGCGAGAAGAAGAAGAACUGCCUUCACAUCGGAACAACUCCUGGAGCUGGAGAGGGAGUUCCACGCCAAGAAGUAUUUGAGCCUCACUGAGAGGUCACAAAUAGCCUCCGCUUUGAAACUUAGUGAAGUUCAGGUAAAAAUAUGGUUUCAAAAUCGUCGAGCGAAAUGGAAACGCGUGAAAGCGGGCCUCGCGUCCGGCAGCCAUUCCAGCAAAAAUGGUUCCGGCACCAAAAUAGUGGUUCCCAUACCCGUCCACGUAAAUCGAUUCGCGAUUCGAACGCAACACCAUCAGAUGGAGAAACAAAAUCUUCAGUAUCGAUUAGAAAGGCAGCCACCACUACCAGGCAGCCUCCUACAAUCACAGACGUCAGCGUUCUUAAGUGCAACAAAAAUCGAUUCGAAUAAUCGAUUGGAUAGGGAACCGAUUGUGAGUGGUCGCAGCCCUAUGUUUGACGUUUCAAUGCCUGGCCGUAUGGCGACUAUGAAUCAAGUAAAUCUGAGACAUUUUCAAAAUGGCCGGCCGAGCUAAUUAUUGGUUAAUGGACCAAUUGUGUUUUUUGGAGCUUGAGUUUUAGGGAUGAUUGCCGUAAAUGAUAAAUGAUAUUUAUUUUUGCAAAUAGGUUACAAUGUAAGUCUUUUACACGUCAGUCUCUUAAAUAACUAGAUGAGGCCGGCAUUUCCUAUCGGACUACUCUGAGAAGAAAUGCCGAAACAAACUCAGAGGUCAUAGUCUCUCUUAAAGUCCAGACAAAAUCAAUUAAAGAUGUCUGAGAUGUUAACGACCAAACAUUCUUAAUCCAAAUUAUCUGGUAAAAAAUAUUUGUCGAAAAUUCGAUAGAGCUAAUGUUAAAACGUCUUGUUAAAAGUCAAAUCAUUUAUUCUAAGCUUUAAACCCUAUAUAAUUAUGUCAAGGUAUCAUCAUUGUUAUAUACUUUACUUAGCUAAUUCCAUAGAAUUAGCUAACACUUUAACCAUACCAGACCAUAGUCUGGUAUGGUUAAAGUGUGUUUCUAUCGAUAAAACAAGAUUUCUCUAUUACUUAUAUAACUUUACAAAUUAAUUAUUAUGUUUUACGGCUUGUGUGAUGAUGCUCAUGAUUAUUAGCCUCUGAAGAGGCUUGAAACUAGGGUUCCUCGUCAGUUACGUGAGUAAGCCGAAAAACAUAACAGUUAAGAUUUUCUUUCUUUCAACUUGUAACAUCACAGACAUUAGAUUUUUAUUUUUAUAAAAAAUCGCCGUAAUUUUAUCAAUAAACCCUUAUAAACUCAAGCUUCAAGAGAUAACAGUGAUUAGUAGUAUUAUUAAUGAUAACUUAACAUGUGUAUAAUAUUUAAAGUGUAAUAAAAGCAAUGCCUAUAUGUCAAAUUAUUAUAUCGAUUAUUAAAUAAUGUGUGAUCAUA